Molecule: messenger RNA, 624 nt
Organism: Amorphotheca resinae ATCC 22711
Lineage: Eukaryota; Fungi; Ascomycota; Leotiomycetes; Helotiales; Amorphothecaceae
Exons: 3
Coding region: 30-602 (190 amino acids)
Source: RefSeq, a predicted model, not a curated record
CGACAACUUGACAUGUAGCCAACGUCACCAUGUCCAAAAAGCCAGUAAAGGGCGAGUAUAUCGAAACCGACACGGGCAACAAAGUCUCGCGGCGCUCCCAGAUCAUCGGCACAACCAACAUCAUCCUCGGCGGCAAGACAGUCAUCCAAGCCGAAGUCAUCAUCCGCGGGGAUCUCCUCCGGACGUACCCGCCCUCGAACCCGAGCGAGAAGCAGGGCAAUCCCGUCGCGGUUGCGAUCGGCCGGUAUUGUUUCUUCAGUCGGGGCUGUGAGCUGCGACCGCCGGGGAAGCUAUACAGAGGCACCUUCUCUCACUACCCCCUCAAGAUCGCAGACCAUGUCUUCGUCGGCCCUGGCUCCAUCGUGGAAGCCGCGCUUAUUGGGUCCCACGUACAUAUCGGGUCCAACGCCGUGGUGGGCAAGUUCGUCAUCAUCAAGGACUUCGUGCGUAUCCUAGACGGUGCCGUUGUCCCGCCCAACAUGGUGAUCCCGAGCUUCUCGAUUGUCGCCGGGAGACCGGCCCGCGUCGUCGGUGAGAUUGCAGAGGGCGAGAUCGAGGGCUUUGAUUUGAGGGAGGUGUAUCGAUCGGUGGGGAAUGCGUGAGCGUGCAGGAGUGUGCGCUGGG